GUGGAAGGAGGCUGUGUCCCGAUCGUCAUUUCCUGCGGCACGCCGGAAGGCGACUGCUAAGUGUCGCGAGAACAGGCUUGGUAGACCAGCGAUGUUCGCUGGGAUUUGUAGUCUCCUCUUGCUCCCCGCUUCGUCCUUGGUCCCUGCGGUCUUAACCGUCCCUAGCACCCGGUCUGAGGUGACAGGGGUCAGUGUCCCGGUAGCGGGCCUGCUCUUCAGCCGCAGGCCUGAGUUUCAGAGUAAUUAGUCGGUGUGGAAGACACCUGUCAUCAUCUCAUUCAUUGCAAGGGCACCCCUAUCAGAGACGCAGUAUACCGAGUGUCUUUGGGACCCCGGGAAGUGGGGAGCGGGAGGGGGAAGAGGGGCAGGUGUGGCCGCCAUGUUGGUGAAGGCGACCGUCUGCGCCGAGAGCUCCAGCACGUUGGCUCUGCGGGCCUAAAACCGCCAUAUUAAUAAAGAGAAAGGGGAGUGCGGCCUCCCUCCCACCCCGGUACUGUGCACGCCCCUCUUCCCACCCCGCUCUCUACGCGGAGCUUGUCGCCUGCCUCGUUUGUCUAGCGUUUGACAGAAGCUUAGCGGGCAGCGCCUCAGAACUGGCGUAAGGUAGCGCCGAAUGAGGGGCCGGGGGAAAUGCCGACCAAUUGCGCUGCGGCGGGCUGUGCUGCUACCUACAACAAGCACAUUAACAUCAGCUUCCACAGGUUUCCUUUGGAUCCCAAAAGAAGAAAAGAAUGGGUUCGCCUGGUUAGGCGCAAAAACUUUGUGCCAGGAAAACACACUUUUCUUUGCUCAAAGCACUUUGAAGCCUCCUGUUUUGACCUAACAGGACAAACUCGACGACUUAAAAUGGAUGCUGUUCCAACCAUUUUUGAUUUUUGUACCCAUAUAAAGUCUCUGAAACUCAAGUCAAGGAAUCUACUGAAGAAAAGCAACAGUUUUACUUCAGCCGGACCAUGUAAUUUAAAGCUGAAUAGUAGUCAACAAGUACUGCUCGAACACAGCUAUGCCUUCAGGAGCCCUGUGGAGGCGAAGAAGAGGAUAAUUAAACUAGAAAGAGAAAUAGCAAGCCUGAGAAGAAAAAUGAAAACUUGCCUGCAAAGAGAACGCAGAGCGACUCGAAGAUGGAUCAAAGCCACGUGCUUUGUGAAGAGUUUAGAAGCAGGCAACAUGCUACCUAAGGGCAUCUCAGAACAGAUUUUGCCAACCGCCUUAAGCAGUCUUCCUUUGGAAAAUUUAAAAAUUCUUCAACAAGAUCAGCAAGAUAAAACAUUACCAGUUCUCUAAAUGUAAGAUAGACGAGAAUAUCUGCACUUAAGUUUUCCUUACACAGGACCCAAUGCCCAUCUCCUGCCGUCGCCAACCAUACUCGGGCAAUUACACUACAAUCAAGUGCUUAAGUUUUACUUGAAGUAGCAAUAUCACUGGUGGAGACCUGAGAAAGUGUCAAUGACAAGUUUGAGAAUGAGAAGAAGUGCCUUACAUGAGGACUAUGUACUUAGACUUCAUUGUCCUAGGAAACCCUGUUAGAGGUUGUUUCUGGUCGUGUUCCUU
This is a messenger RNA of Rattus rattus (black rat), 1551 nucleotides long. It is a transcript of the gene Thap2, whose product is annotated as THAP domain containing 2. The coding region runs from base 631 to 1284 and encodes 217 amino acids. The transcript is spliced from 3 exons. Gene Ontology annotation, cellular component: nucleus. The record is from RefSeq and is a predicted model, not a curated record. NCBI's taxonomy places the organism in Eukaryota, Metazoa, Chordata, Mammalia, Rodentia, Muridae.